CGACAGAGCCAGAUCCAGGCUCAGAGGUUGCUGGGGGCCGGGAAACAGCAGAGAGCCCGAGCGUCUCUGCUCCAGGGACCCGUGGGGAGCUGAGACCCCCAGGACAUGGACCGAGUGACCAGAUACCCCAUUUUCAGCAUCCCUCACUCGCCUCGCCUGGCUGGACUGGACCCCGAUGGGGACACCAGCUACACGUUUGAGGUGAUGGAUGUGGGGCCGGCGGCCGGCGGCUGGGGCCAGGACAAGCCACAGGCGUGGUCCGCCGACCGAGAGGCCCGGCUGAAUGCGUUCAGGACUGGGGCGUCCUAUAGCCCACGCGCGUUCCCGGGCCGCUCAUCCCCAUGGACGCUCUGCCGGGAGGGCGACAGGGAUGAGGAGGCGAAGGCCAGCCGCCUGGACACCUGGGACACCCAGCCUCGGUGGCCGCGGGACCUGAAACAGGAACGCCAGGCGGUCAUCCAGGGCCAGGCCCUCAGGAAGAGCGGCACAGUGGCCACGCUCCGUGGCACCCCUGGCCACCCGGACCCCAGGAGCCCCAGCCAACCUCCGUCUGGGCCCCUGGAGGACAACGUGGUGGACCGGGAGCAGAUCGACUUCCUGACAGCGAGGCAGCAGUUCCUGAGCCUGGAGCAGGCCAAUGCGGGCGGCCCUCUGCACCCUCUGCCUCGGGGGGGCCCUGCCCGUGCCCCCCCAGGGGUCAGUCAGGCCCCCAGGGCCUCAGGUGGGCUGCUCCUGGCCAACGGGUGUGCUGUCCCACUGAAGCCCUGGGAGAAGGAGGUGCUCCUGCAAGAGAAGAGGGUCUGUGGCCUUCCAGCUGCAUCUGGCGUCCAGGCUGCAGAGGACCCUGGCUCCCAGUCCCGAGUGGGGUCCCCGGAGCUCCCCAAGGAGACGCCCAUCGAGCGGGAGAUCCGGCUGGCCCAGGAGCGGGAAGCCGCCCUGCGGGAGCAGAGGGGGCUGCGGCGGGCGAGUGGUCAGCAGGAGCUGGUGGAGAUAGCCACCAGGCCACUGCUGACCAAGGUGAGCCUGGUGUCCACCCCGCGGCGGGACCGAGGGCGCCCGUCACUCUACGUGCAGCGGGACUUGGAGCAGGGGACGCGGCGGGAGGAGGACCACCGGCGGGAGGGCCUGCAGGCCGCCCCCGACGGGCUGUCCCCGGGGCCCCAGUCUGGGCUCAGGAGGGCCCUCAGCUCUGACUCCAUCCUGGACCUGGCCUCAGACGCCGGGGCGGCUGACCCUGCUCCAGAGGUGAGGAAGGUGAACCGCAUCCCGGCGGAUGCCUACCAGCCGUACCUGCGCCCCGGGAACCCCCGGCAGGAGUUCCCAGCCUUCCACGCGCACGGCAAGCCCCGUGGUCUCUCUACGGACGGGGCCAAGGCUGCGGGCUCUCCAAGGGCCGCGGGGUCUCAGAGGCCCCUCUUGGAGUCCUCUGGAAAACCCGCGGGCACGAAGCCUGAGUACUCAAGGCCCCCCCAGGGGCGCCCACAAGCCCACGGAGGUGUCAUUCGAUGGGAGUAUUUCCACCUGAGUCCCCUGCGGUUCCGGGUCCCAGAUGUGCCCCCGCAGGCUGAGGGCCCCCGCGUCCGAGGCUGGGAGGUGGGGGGGACCCCGGGAUCGAGGCCGCAAAGGUCCCAGCCGUCGGAGCUGCUGGAGCGGGAGGUGGCCGAGGAGCGGCGGAACGCGCUGCUCCAGGAGGUUUUCUCCCCGCCACCUGAGGAGAACGGCGGCGAGCGGGGCUCCAGGGGCUCCUCCGCGGCCUCAGGCAUCAUGGGCACCAACUCAGUGUCCGAGUCCUAUUUCUUCAGCCCCAUCCACCUGCACUCACGCCUAGUGUGGACGGCGGAGGCCCCUGCCGAGUCUGCCCCUGGGCAGAGGAAGAAGGAGUCGCGGUACGCCAGCAUCAACUCCUUGGACCACAUCGACUCGGAGGUCCUGGAAGCCACGCGGGUGACCCACCACAAGAAUGCCAUGGCGAGGCGCUGGGAAGCGGGCAUCUACACCAGUGAGAGCCAGGACUGAGCCCGGGAUGGGGCGCCCUCGCCCCCGCCCUCCCCUGUGGGAGCUGCUGAGACUGUCCCCAGACCCCUGCCCCUCGGGACAUAGGUCCCUGUUGAAGUCCACCACCGGACAGCCACAGAUCACAUGGCACUAGUUUCGAGGGUGGACGUGUUUUCAGACGGAGGGUUUUCUUUUCUGUUUUUAUCUUCCUGGAGAAAUUGUUCUGCUUUCUGUGUCUAAAGCUGGGAUGA
Messenger RNA from Ailuropoda melanoleuca (giant panda), 2246 nucleotides. It is a transcript of the gene MISP, whose product is annotated as mitotic spindle positioning. Bases 106 to 2016 code for a protein of 636 amino acids. The transcript has 5 exons. The record is from RefSeq and is a predicted model, not a curated record. Lineage: Eukaryota; Metazoa; Chordata; Mammalia; Carnivora; Ursidae.